AUGGGAUGUAAACACAUGAAUGCGUUAUUGAAUCUGGGCAAAAUGAGCAACUCCCAAUUCUCUAGAGACAGGAAGGGAAUUGGAAUGAUGGUUGUAGAUGAAGAUAAGCUCUGGGUUGACCCACAAAUAACUGGUGGCCUUGCUAUUGAAGGCUGCGUCGAGGGGGCAGAACGUAGGGAAGCUGACAGUCUUGACCAUUUGUGCCCAGUUGCUACAGAAGUCAUGGUUUUACCUCCUAAGCAGGUUGCUGCAGAGGUUACAAUCUGGUUUUCUGGACUGGUUGCUGCAGAAACCCUCGAAAAUCUCAUCAGACAAGCAGAGAAUUACACCAGUAUCUUCUUCUGCAACAGCUACAGAAAUAUGGCCUUAGAGGCUACAGCUUCAGUUCAGGAGUUCUUCACUGAUGUGGGGCUCUAUUUGUUUGGUGCAGAUGUUCAUCCUGAAGAAUUUGUAAACAGAUUCUUUGACGGUCUUUUCCCUCUGGUCUACAAUCACCUCAUUAGCCCUGGUGUGACAGACAGUUCCCUGGAAUACUCAGAAUGCAUCCGGAUGGCUCGCCGGGAUGUUAGUCCCUUUGGUAAUAUUCCCCAAAGAGUGAUGGGGCAGAUGGGGAGAUCGCUGCUGCCUAGCCGCACAUUUCUGCAGGCACUGAAUCUGGGCAUUGAAGUCAUCAAUACCACAGACCAUUUACACUUCUCCAGAGAGUGCAGCAGAGCCGUCCUGAGGAUGCAGUACUGCCCUCACUGCCAGGGCCUGACUCUCAGCAAGCCUUGCAUGGGGUACUGCCUCAACGUCAUGAGAGGCUGCUUGGCACACAUGGCAGAGCUGAAUCCACACUGGCAUGCCUACAUCCGGUCAUUGGGAGAGCUGUCAGAUGCCAUGCAUGGAACAUAUGACAUUGAACAUGUGCUCCUGAACUUCCACUUGCUUGUUAAUGAUGCCGUGAUGCAGGCUCACCUCGAUGCACAAAAGUUAUCGGAGCAGAUCAGUAAGAUUUGUGGCCGUCCAAUCAGAACACCUACACAAAGCCCCCGUUGUUCUUUUGAGGGAAGCAAAGAGAAGCAUGGGAUGAAGAUCUCUCCAAGAAAUGGUGAAGAGACACUUGCCAACAGAAGAAAGGAAUUUAUCAACAGCCUUAGACUGUACAGGACGUUCUAUGGAGGCCUGGCUGAUGAGCUCUGCGUUAAUGAAUUAGCUGCUGCCGAUGGACUACCAUGCUGGGACGGGGAGCAUAUAGUAAAAAGUUCUGGAAGUGUUUGUCAACAACCCCCAGCUGGCACCUUCUCCACAGGAUUGCCACCUGGCUCAGAGUGCAUGUGCUGCUCUCAGACCCCCUCCCCAGGCCCCAAUCAUGAGGUAAUGACUGAGGUCCAUGGAGCAGCAUCAUUGCCUCCAGGUGGAAGCAACUUCCUGCUGCAGUCUGUGCCCCACUGCUUCCUGGUGAGCCGCACAAGACACCAGGAAAACAAAGUCACAACCCUGUGGAAAGCAGGUGGCGUGCUGACAGCUGAGCUGCUCGUGAUACCUCAGCCGGCCCUGUGGUCCUGUUGUGUGGUUGUGUUCCCAUCAAAAGAGCACCCGUAUGACGUUGAGUUUUACCUCAGUGCUCGCCAACCAUCAUGCCAAUUUCUACUUGGGCACAAGGAAAUUCAAUUAGAAAAUCUGACUAAAAAUGAGCUAGAAGCUAAAACGAUUGUGGAUGAUUUCAGACGUUUUCUCGGUGUAACCACAAUGUGGCGCUGCAGUGUCAGUGAAGCCCCUCCGAUGUUCCAGGACAGUGCGGAGUCCAGGGAUCAGAAACCUAUCAGACAGUGUGUGAACGAAGGGAAAGUGCAGCACCUGAAAGCUUGCUUUGUGGGCUGA
Lynx canadensis (Canada lynx) is the source of this 1863-nucleotide messenger RNA. RefSeq names its product glypican-5-like. The record is from RefSeq and is a predicted model, not a curated record. The transcript has 11 exons. Gene Ontology annotation, cellular component: cell surface; extracellular region; plasma membrane. Gene Ontology annotation, biological process: cell migration; positive regulation of canonical Wnt signaling pathway; regulation of protein localization to membrane. The coding region runs from base 1 to 1863 and encodes 620 amino acids. NCBI's taxonomy places the organism in Eukaryota, Metazoa, Chordata, Mammalia, Carnivora, Felidae.